Zootoca vivipara (common lizard) is the source of this 7505-nucleotide messenger RNA. RefSeq names its product DTW motif tRNA-uridine aminocarboxypropyltransferase 2 (gene DTWD2). The record is from RefSeq and is a predicted model, not a curated record. Lineage: Eukaryota; Metazoa; Chordata; Lepidosauria; Squamata; Lacertidae.
AAGGAGGAAAGCCCUCUCCCCAUCACACAGCUGGCCCCGGCGCGUCUCAACUUUCGGGGGCCGGCGGGGUCCUAGCGCCCUCUGCCGAACGUUCCGGCCCAGGGCAGAAGCGAUGGAGGAGAAGGAGACGCCGGCAACGGAUGGCGCGGGGGGCAGAAAAGACGAGGAACCGCUGUCGACGCCUCCCGCUCCGGCGAGCGGCCCCGAGGAAGAAGCGGAAGACUGCGGGGGGCUCUGGGAGCUUCCCGUGGAGCUCAGCGCGCGGAGGCCAGAGUGCGGCCGUUGCGGCCGUCCUGAGAAGGUGUGUUUGUGUCCAUUCUUGCCAGUCCACCCACUGAAAGUCUCCACCUGUUUGUAUAUCAUCCAGCAUCCAGCAGAGGAAAGUAGAGUACUACGGACUGUUCCUCUUCUGGCUGCUUGUCUACCUGAAGAAAAAUGCAAAGUCUUGAUUGGUCGUCGCUUCAGUGAAGACAGGUACCCUGAGCUGGCAUCUGUGUGCAGAAAUAAAAAUACCUUAAUAUUAUAUCCUGGAGCUGGAGCAGCAAAUUUGGAAGAGGUCGACUUGAGCUCACCUGAUCCCUAUGUGAUCAUUAUCAUUGAUGGAACAUGGAGCCAGGCCAAAGAUAUAUUCUUUAAGAACACCCUUUUUCGAAUACCUAAACAGGUGCAGCUGAGAUCUAGCCUUUCAAGUCAGUAUGUAAUUCGUACCCAGCCUACAAAUGCAUGCCUGUCAACACUUGAAUGUGCAGCUAUUUCCCUGGCCAUCAUGGAGAAGAAUGAUGGUAUUAAAGAAACUGUCCUCCGUCCUCUUCAAGCCCUGUGCUCUUUCCAGCUUCAACACGGCGCCCAAGUUCAUCACAGCAAGGAGCACCUUCUUAAAAAUGGUUUAUAUGACAAGCCCAUGCCAAAAAACAAACGCAAGCUCAGAAGAAUGGAGCUCUUAGUGAAUAAUGUUAAAAUUUAGCAAUGUCAUGUAGAAUUAGAUUUAUUUUUUUUAAAAAAAGAAAGAAUCCUUUAAAAUAAUGAAGUGGAGUUUGAUAAGGAUUUAAUCCAGACAAUCAUCUCUUUUGAUAAUGGACAAAGUUCAGGUGGCAACUUGCCAAUGAGUUCAAACAUUAUAAUAAUAAUGAAAAGCAGAAUGCCUGGACCAUCAGGGAAUAAACAAGAGAUAUCCGUCCCCCAUACUCUCACCCCUGUUUAUCAGUCUGUGAUCUUUAGUAUGACUUCUUAAAAAAAAAUUAUGGGAGGCUUUUGGCAUCACUGCACAAGGAACAUAAUUUUUUACAAGGCAGCGGUUAGAAGAGAAAUUUCCAGUAUGGGGAUUUUGAUUUUCAUCAGCAGUGGGAAUGAAAUAAUAAUUUUAACAUUUUUUCCGUUUAAUUUCUUGUUCUGAUUAAACAAUAUAUCAUAUAAACCUUUAUGUCCAGUUCACAUUGCGGGAUGUUGGUAAGAACACACUAGCAAAUGUGAUCAUUGGAGAUCAAGUUAUUUUGUCCUGUCACUCAUGAGAGCAAUUACACACUGCAGUACACUUGUAUGUGAUUAGCAUGUACAUUGUCAAGAGAGAACUCAUCUCCGAAACAUGCAGUGGAUGUGAGCUAGGAAGCUGCAGCCAAUUAUAGAUCAUGAUUAGGGAGGAGAGAGCUUAACCAUGAUCAGGCAACACACUAAGCCAGUGAUGGCCAAACGUGGCCCUCCAGCUGUUUGGGGACUACAAUUCCCACCAUCCCUGACCACUGGUCCUGUUAGCUAGGGAUGAUGGGAGUUGUAGUCCCAAAACAGCUAGAGCGCCAAAUUUGGCCAUCACUGCACUAAGCCAAAUCCUGGUUUAGCUGCCGCACUAAGCUAGAAGGGAACAGGGAGCAGCAAAGCAGGUGCAAACCUCACUCCAGGAGCCUGCAUGCUUCUGCAGUCCUGAUCAGCCAUAGCUUGGCUUUCUGUGAGUUGCAAACUGUGUUUCCCACAACCUGGCCACAUGUAAUCCAUGCUUGAAGAACCUCACAAUGGGAUUGCUACAAUGCACUUUACAUGAGCUACCAUUGAAGACAAUCUGAUAGCCUCACCUCAUGCAAAACACAGCUAAUGCAAAACAGCCUAGCUGUUGAGCAAGUCAGCUAGAUGGGACCAGGAGGCACUGAUCCUUAAAGCUCUUCACUGCCCAACUUUGACCUACCAGGAAAAUUUAGGACAUAGAUACAUAAAAAAAGCUGAAGGAGCAUCUCCCCAAUAUCUGCUAGCCUGUGUUCUUAGUUUGAAAAGGUAAACCACCGUGAGGUGCAAAUAUAUGUAUAAACAACCUUCACAUAUACAAGGAGAUUCAAAAAUGUGUGCAAAAUCUCAUGCUCGAAGUCAUAAAAGUCCUGUAUAACGUGCAAUAAUCAAGUCCGACAAUAAAGUGUUAUGAUGUAUCAUGCGUUCUUAUCUCUUCCCAUAUGUUCUUAUCUCAUCUGACGGGUGGCCAGCUUCUCCGUUUCACAGGAAUGGUUUCCUCAGGGGGCGGACUCUUUCAAAGGUUCAUGUGUGAAGGCUUAACAAGACUGCCAAAGCUCACAAUUCUCAAAGAUUGGUCAAGAAGCUGAGAUAAGAACAUAUGGGAAGAGAUAAGAACGCAUGAUACAUCAUAGCACUUUAUUGUCGGACACAUAUAUUUGCACCUCACGGUGGUUUACCUUUUCAUUGUUUUGCCAACAUCACCGUGUUGUCUGUUGUAGCUGCUACUCUGUGUUCUUAGUUUGACAGAUAAGGCCCUCUUCAUGAUCCCACUGGUUGAUAUGGCCUGGGGGUGUGUGUGUCUGAGAUAGGGACUUCACAGUGGUGGCACCCUGACUGCGGAAUUCCCAGGGAAGUGCAGUUGCACCUCACAAUGUUAAUAUUCAGAUGUCGAUUAAAAACCAAUUCAUCUGUGCAUUUGGGCAACAAACUCUCUGGGAUUCCUCAGUUUUGUUAUUAAUACCAAUUUUUAAUAUCGUUUUUUAAGGAUUGUAAUUUUUAGUUAAUUAUUAAUUAUUGACUGUGUUUCUUACGUUGUGCACUGCCCCAAGCUCCUUUAGAAAGAAAGGUGGUAUAUAAGUGUAAAUAAAUAAUAAUAAUAAUAAUAAUAAUAAUAAUAAUAAUAAUAAUAGGUGGUAUCUGACAAAGUAGUUCCAUUAAUGCAAGGACUUUGGGCUCCACAAAGGAACUGUGCCUCACGUCUUUCUUGCACCCCACAUGCGCCACCUAGAUGCAUUCUGGGGGUUCCCCUCAACCCUCCAGAGCACAUUUGGGGGAGGGUAUGUAGGGAGAGAAAGAGGAAGUUCAGUUGCACAAAUGUAAAUCCUUGUGCUGACGGAUAGGGCUGUCUUACCCAUAGGCGCUAGGGGUGUGAGGCACCCAGGCGCCGGGCUCACAGGGGCGCCAGGCUGAGAGUCCGGGGCCCAAGAGUUGAGUCUGGGGAAAAGCCCGCCCGUCGGUUGGAGCACCGCGACGGGCUCUUCUGCUGCUGGCGGCUCUGUGCCGCGAGUUCAGGGGCGACCAAGCCACCGAGAUGCUGAGGCAGCCAGCCGGCUCCACCCUCCUGCACGCCCGGGACUGGGAAAUCGGGGGGGGGGGCUGCACCGGGCGGAUGUUUGCACCCUGGUGCCACAUCUGCUUAAGACAGCCCUGCUGAUGGAACUACUUGGUUGGAAACCACCCAAUACUUUUUAGUCAUGUGUCAGGAAUUGACAUUUUAUAGCAAUGUUACUAUUGUAACACAGAAUGAAUAUGUGGUAGAAGCUGAAGAAGAAUGUCCUGAAUCAAUAAUGUAUGGUUAACUGUAUUUUGUCUAGAUGAAAGAAAUUAAAUCAAUACUGCUGAAAAUAUGGGUUGCAAGGAAGCACUGUUAAUGCCGACAUAGAACAUUCUUACUGUAGAUGUAUCCUGGCUGCAGCAGUUGUUCCUGUGAAAGCAGCAGCAAUUAAUUGAGCUUUGUAGCCAACACUUUCCCUUUUAAUGGAGGAUGCACUCACUUCCUUUGAUUAAUUUUUCCUUGCUUCAGACUCAUCAACAUAGUAGUAUUUUCUUCUGUACCAAAAAAUAUUUUCCCCUCUUCAAGUUCUGAAGAAGAGAGGAAAAUCGAAUACCCUAGAUUCACAAUUAAAAAUGUCUUCGUAUUAUUAGUCAAAUAACCCCUUCCAUUUAUAAUACCACAGUGUGAAUUUUUAUUAAAUGUGGAUUAAUGUUUCAUGUAUAUGAAAGAGGUCUGUUUUUGGCACCCUUUGCAAGUCUUCUUAAUACUUUAGUAUGUUUUUACUCCUUUGGAACCACUCAAAAGAAUGCUUUGUAUAAUGAGAUCAUUUGGAAUCUCAAUCUUCUAAUUUUGUUGAGGGUUUUGUACAUUUAGAAGUGGUGCUGUUCCUGUUUGCCACAUAGAAUGUAGCUGGAUCAGCUUUGUUCUUUGUCUCUGUUCAGGGAAGCUUUUAAUGUGUGACAUUUUAAUGUAUUUUUAAUCUUUGUUGGAAGCCGCCCAGAGUGGCUGGGGAAACCCAGCCAGAUGGGCGGGGUACAAACAAUAAAUUAUUAUUAUUAUUAUUACUGUUGUUGUUGUUUCUCCUCUAAUAAUUAGUUCUAUUAACUUCGUCUUAUAUCCAUGUUUAUUAGAAGUAUAGCUCACUGGUUGCUACUAUUUUCAGGAAAUGUUGAACUGCUUUUCAGUUUAUAAGUUACUAGCAGCCUUAUACACAGCUUGGUUGGGAAAUUCUAAGAAACAAAAAAUAAAUAAAAAAUGAGUGCAGUUGUGAAAUAAGUGGUCAAAAUUGGUGCAGUUUUGAAAGGUUCCUUCCUCCAUCUUGAUUCAAAAUGGCAUCCAGUUGUAGCCAAAUAUAGACAGAGUUACUGCUCAGUGCACAAAAGGCUCCUUCCAGUCACUGAUGGAACUCUGAUCCAAUUGAGAAUCCUGCUAGAGGAGGGAUAAGGAGCCUGAUUCAAAUUGGGUGCUUGCUGUAGCUCUCUGGGGAACUCUUAAAAUGGCUGAACACAUGCCAAAAUGGCCAAAAUGACUGGAAGAAUCAGAAAUCAGGAAGACCAAAAUUUUAAUAAGUUAUAAAUUAUCCCCAUUCCUUAUCUUAAAGACCAUUGUAAAUCGUUAAAAUCAUUAGUAGGGUUGGAAUAUCACUUGUAGUUUAAGGGUGAAUUCUGGACACAAUGGAGAUGUAAAAGAUUUGGAUCAUCAUAAAAGAUGCAGGAAGAAAUGAUUAAUAAUAAGACCCACAAAGGGGAGGAUGGAAGUGCAGGAGAUUCCUAGGAAUCUUGUUUUUAUGAUCUAUGUUCAAUAUUUGACUGUAAAAUUUUGAUCUGAAAAACCAAAUAAAUUUAAAUAAAAUAAAAUUAUUGAACACACAUAACACACAGCUUAAACAGAUGUAGGUCUAUCAAGAUUAGUGACACAGUGUGUUUUAUGGUUGAUUGCAUUGUCUUCAUUAUUUACAGAAGAGCUUUUGUUCCUUGAGGAGUCAGGCUAAAUGGACAUCUGGGAGACCUGUAUAAGCCUUCCACUUCCUGUAACAGCCUUCCUGGGCAUACAUGGGAAGGGAGAAGUAAUCCAGGCUCUUGUUUCAUAUGUAGCAGGGAUCAUAUCCAUUGUCUGUCCAAAUGUAUUAAGCCAGGCAUCCCCAAACUGCGGCCCUCCAGAUGUUUUGGCCUACAACUCCCAUGAUCCCUAGCUAACAGGACCAGUGGUCGGGGAAGAUGGGAAUUGUAGUCCAAAACAUCUGGAGGGUCGAAGUUUGGCGAUGCCUGUAUUAAGCAAUUUAUUUGUCAUACAAGUUGGUCUUCAGUUUUGCAAUAUCUUCUUUUAGUACUUUGGUUUCUUUCUAUUCAAUUUGUUGAUGACUGUUCCCCAUUUGUUAAGAGAAAAACACUUCAAUCUGGCACUUGUCUUAUUUUAAUUUAUCUCUUUAGUAUUUUUUAUUCAGAAAUUGCAUUGAAAGAAAGCAUCACAAAAGUCUGGACUUUUUACUGAUGGAACAGUUUUAGGGUUUGUGGUAUAAGUUUUCUGAGCAAGGAUUGAGCUCUAACUUCACUUUUCCCUCUGUUCCUCAUUACUGUUAAUUAUCCAAAUGAGAGAACUUACAAUGAAUUAAUGUUGCAUUUGAAUACUUGAGUAAUUUCCUGAUGUUUCUUUUCUGUAUUCCAUAGAUGAGUUUUGUUAUUGCGAGUACAAAUUACAUGAACCUUUUGUCAAAUGUGAAGGCUCGGUGUGUUUCUUUAAAAUGUUCAGAAGUUGCAAUCAAAGAACUGCCUACUUGCAAGUUAUUUUAAGGAGACAAACUUUUUUUUUAAAAAAAAUGCAUUGAUAGAAAACAAACUAAAAAUUGACCUUCAAGCAAGUCUCAUUGUAUUUUGUGGGACUGCUAAGUGGACAUCCAUACAGUUGCACUAGCAUGAAUGUGAUUUGUGAUUAAGCCUACUCCAGAACAACAGUGUGGCUUUGUCGUUCGCCGUUCUGGGGAAGCUGUGUGGAUUUGUUGCCUCUGUACUUGCAACAAGUGAACUCAGUUGUUCCUCUCUCUACCUCCUAGGCCAGUUUUGAGGAUAGAACAGAUUACGUCGUACCUUGGAAGCCGAACUUCAAAAACGUUCGGAAACCAAAGUGCGGCUUCUGAAUGGGUGCAGAAAGCUCCUGAUUGGCCAGUCGGAAGCCCCAUCAAAUGCUCAGCUUCCAAAAAUAGUUUGCAGACCGGAACACUCACUUUCGGGUUUGCGGCAUUCGGGAGCCAAAACAUUCAAGUACUAAGCUGUUCGGAAACCAAGGUACGACUGUAUUACCAGCUAUAUCACCUGGACAUCUUUAGCAGAAAGACAUGGUACUGGUGUGUGGGUGGGUGUUUUAAGGAAUUAAAGAACCUUUUAAUGAGGGUGAAAGAGGAGAACGCAAAAUUUGGUCUGAAGCUCAACAUCAAAAAAACCAAGAUCAUGGCCACUGGUCCCAUCACCUCCUGGCAAAUAGAAGGGUAAGAAAUGGAGGCAGUGAGAGAUUUUACUUUCUUGGGCUCCUUGAUCACUGCAGAUGGUGACAGCAGUCACAAAAUUAAAAGACGCCUGCUUCUUGGGAGAAAAGCAAUGACAAACCUAGACAGCAUCUUAAAAAGCAGAGACAUCACCUUGCCGACAAAGGUCCGUAUAGUUAAAGCUAUGGUUUUCCCAGUAGUGAUGUAUGGAAGUGAGAGUUGGACCAUAAAGAAGGCUGAUCGCCGAAGAAUUGAUGCUUUUGAAUUAUGGUGCUGGAGGAGACUCUUGAGAGUCCCAUGGACUGCAAGAAGAUCAAACUUAUCCAUUCUGAAGGAAAUCAGCCCUGAGUGCUCACUGGAAGGACAGAUCGUGAAGCUGAGGCUCCAAUACUUUGGCCACCUCAUGAGAAGAGAAGACUCCCUGGAAAAGACCCUGAUGUUGGGAAAGAUUGAGGGCACAAGGAGAAGGGGACGACAGAAGACGAGAUGGUUGGACAGUGUUCUCGAAGCUACGAACAUGAGUUUGACCAAACUGCGGGA